GUCGCACUUGCAUUAUAUAUUUCUGUUCUAUUUAGCACGCCAAGCGCAUAUCAAAUGCUGCGCUAAUUCAGUGCUAAGCCGCACUCGCGCGCCGACUGACUCUUUGUAAGAGCUAAGCGAAAUGAUUGCACCAAAGAAGGGAAACUAUGAAGGCAAUCCUAGCCACCUACUGCCCUCUGAGCUCAUCGACCGCUGCAUAGGCUCCCGGAUGUGGGUAAUUAUGAAGGGUGACAAGGAGAUUGUCGGCACUCUCAGAGGCUUUGAUGUAUAUGUCAAUAUGGUGCUCGAGGACGUCACGGAAAUUGAGGAUUCGCCCGAGGGCAAGAAGCUGACCAAGCUGGACCAGAUCCUUCUUAACGGAAACAACAUCGCCAUUCUGGUGCCUGGUGGAAAGCCAGACUACUUGUGAGGACUGCGAAAUUAGCAUCGCCAUGAACCCAAGGUUGGGUCAGCGUGGCUGGAACUGUCCUGUGGGCUCGUUGGGGGGUGAGGGGUCAUUGUGUUGGCAAUUAUUUGCACAGACGGUGGCCACAAGCCGUUGAUGACGGCACCUUACACGCUCCGCUUUUUGCACGCGCCCUAGUGAGAGCGGCGUGGCAUCCGACUGUAUGUUUAAUGUGGGUGGACGUGGGAGGGGCCUCAGUUGCCAAAGCGGCUUAGUGUUUCGGUAAAUGUGUUUCACGCUCUCGGCUCCAAUAUCCGAAUCACUGUAAGAUUUUAUUCGAUAA
Messenger RNA from Volvox carteri f. nagariensis, 728 nucleotides. RefSeq lists its product as uncharacterized. The record is from RefSeq and is a predicted model, not a curated record. Bases 122 to 409 code for a protein of 95 amino acids. The transcript has a single exon. Gene Ontology annotation, cellular component: U4/U6 x U5 tri-snRNP complex; U6 snRNP; Lsm1-7-Pat1 complex. Gene Ontology annotation, biological process: mRNA splicing, via spliceosome. Lineage: Eukaryota; Viridiplantae; Chlorophyta; Chlorophyceae; Chlamydomonadales; Volvocaceae. Gene Ontology annotation, molecular function: RNA binding.